GUUGUCGUUUCUCCUUGAUAGUUUUUUCGGAGUCACGAACGUUAGCGACCGAGGCGAUGGCGAUGGCGGCGGCGGCGGCGGCGACGACGACGACGACGGUGGCGGUGGUGGAGGCGGAGAAAUCGGAGCAAUCUGAGCAAGAGAGCGAAGCAGAGGAAGAUGUAUACGAGGUUGAGAGGAUAGUGGACAUGAAAGUUUCUGAGGGUCAAAUUUUGUACAGAGUUCACUGGAAAGGCUAUCCUUCUGACGAUGAUACUUGGGAGCCAGAGGCUCAUUUGGAGGACUGCACAGAAGUGCUACACGUUUUCAAGCAAAAAUCAAAAGAAAAAUCACCUGCAAAAGACAAUCGGAAACUUAACUUCGAUAAAGAUAUUUUUGAAGAUGAAUCUGAUGAUGAUUUUGGAGGAGCAACAGAAAUCUCUUCACCAAAGGUCAAAAAGAAGAAGAAAACUAAAUCUGAACUGGACAUGAGACUUGACAGUCCCAAAAUGGAAAAAAAAGUGAAAUCCAUCAGAUCAAAUAGUGAGGAGGUAAGAGACAACUCAAUGAAACAUCUGAGCGAUCUCUCGGAUGACGAUAAAGUGAAGAAAAGGACUUUAAAUGAAUCCAAGAAAUUGAAGAAAAAACAUGCUGAAACAGAUAAGGUUCUAUCAAAUUCAGCCCCAGAAGAUGAUGCUUUAUUGGAACCAUCGUUAAACCUUGAUGAAUGCAAACAUCAGGAAAAAUUGGAUUUAAAAAACACAAUGUUUGAGCAAUGUAAGGAUAUGGCCCAGCCAGAUAACAUUACAGUAUCUAAAAGAUCUCUGGAAAGCUCUGAGGAAGAUGACUUUGAACUUAUGUUAACGAGAAAGAAAAAGAAAAGGGACAAGGUGGACAAUGUGAAGCAAGAGAUGAAACCGAAAAAAAAUCAGAAGGAAGAUUUUUCAGAGAAAAAACACAUAAAUAAAGAGAAUACCAGUCAUGCCAAGAAACAGAAAAGUCAUGAAAUUAAGGCUCCAAAACCUCAGCAAGAAGCCAAAGGCAGAAAGUCAAUGGAUGGUGAAAACAGUACCACUCCUAAACCUGAUUCUGCAAAGAUAAUGAAAAAAAUUAGUAAAAUCCACAACGUGAAUGAUAAUUCUCGAUCUGCAACUGAGAAAGUAAUUCAUGGUUCUGAAUCCAAUGUAACAACUUCAGGACAGCAACCCCUAUUCACUGAGCCUAGUCUCUUUGACAAAUUACGACUGGAUUCUGAAAUUAAUCGAGAAAAUUUGAAAAUUAAUAAAUCAAACUCUUUAGCAAUAAAUACUGAGGAGAAGCUGGAAACAGUUAAAACCACAAAUCAGCCUUAUUCCCGGGAAAAGUUGGGAAAGAAAGGUGAAGCAGCCAAAGAGCUAUCUGAUAAGAGGCAGGAUGUCGAGAAAGGGCGAAAGGAACAAAGUGGGGAUUGCAAUAAUCGAGAGAUGAAGGGCCUUUUUGACAAGUUUUUCAUUCCCUUUUCUGAUGUUGCUGAUCAUGAGGACAGAGAAAAUAAACGUGUGGUUUCCCAUGAUCUUAAAAUUGACGAGAACCGAGCUAAAGAGAAACUGCAAAAAGAUAAGAAAAAAGAGAAUGAUUCAAGAAUUCAGACUGCAGUUGAAGAAACCCAUAAGAUUCUUGACACCAUGCCUCAGACUGAGGAGAAUGCAGAUGGCAAAAUGCUUAAAUUGGGUGUGGACUUGCAGCUUGAUUGGAUGACAUUGGAAGAUUUUCAAAAACAUCUGGAUGGAAAUGAUGAUUUACUUUCUCCACCAAAAGUAAUAUCCAACAGUGUGUUGCGUGAUGCAGUGAAAAAUGGAAACUACCUGACAGUAAAACUGGCCCUUAAUUCGAGUGAAGAAUAUAAUCUGGAUCAAGAGGACCCUAGCGGAAUGAAUCUCAUCAUGUUUGCAGCUGCUGGAGGACAGGAUGAUAUCCUUAGAUUGCUCAUCAAGAAAGGAGCAAAGAUUAGUUCUCGACAAAAAAACGGUACAACUGCAUUGAUGCAUGCAGCUGAAAAGAAUUAUCUUACAACAGUUGCUAUUCUUCUGGAGGCAGGUUCCCAACUUAAUGCUCAACAGAUCAGUGGAGAAACUGCAUUAAUGAAGGCUUGUAAGCGAGGAAAUGCUGACAUAGUAAGACUUCUCCUAGAAUAUGGAGCAGAUUGCGGCAUCCUUUCUAAACAUCAGAACAGUGCUCUAUACUAUGCUAAACAGAGCAACAACAUAUUAGUUUAUGACCUGCUAAAGAAUCAUGUGGAAACCAUAUCCAGAGUGGCAGAUGAGACAAUUAGGGAUUACUUUGAAGCACGUCUGUCAUUGCUAGAACCCGUGUUUCCUGUAGCUUGUCAUAGACUUUGCGAAGGACCAGACUUUGCUUUGGACUUCAACUACAAACCUCAGCACAGUUCAGUUGAAGGAACUGGGAUUCUACUCUUUAUCUUUCAUGCAAAUUUUUUUAGCCAUGACCACAUCGUGGCUAAACUCUGUGGAUCCUGCAGUGUUCAAGCUGUAAUUCUGAAUGAUAAAUUUCAACUUCCUGUAUUCUUGGAUAGUCAUUUUAUUUAUUCCUUCAGCCCUGUGCCUGGCACUAAUAAAUUAUUUAUUAGACUUGCUGAAGCACCUACUGCCAAGGUAAAGCUACUUAUUUGUGCAUACAGAGUCCAGCUCCAGUGAAUGGCUGCAGCCGAGUUUCGUUCUGCACCUGGAAUAAUUAGGAUGGACAGAUUUUGUGAGCAAACCUUUUCACGGACAGCUCAUCCAGGACACUUGGAAGUGUUUUUUUUAACCAAAGUUUGUCCAUCUGUGUCUGGAAAUAUUCUUUUGCAUCUGUUAUAAACUGAAAUAUACGGAUAUUGAAAGUUUUACAUACUGUAAUUACUGUAUUGUUUUUAAAGUUGUCUUUUUGUAGAUGGCAGUCAGCAUUUGUUAAAUAGCUGUUGUAGUGCCUAUUUGCAUGUGAGAAUCUAUCUACAAAUUUUCCACAAUGUGGAAGAGUGGUAAUGCUCCAACUUUUUAAUAUUUAUGAACAAGUUGAUACCUUUUUCCCCAAUGUCUGCCUGCUACACUUUUUCUUGAUUUGUUGCAGAGCAGAAUUAAUUGGGUUUAUUUUACUUUGCUCUUGACACAUGCUAUUCCAGGAUGAGGAUCUGAUGGGCCUCUGCUGGGAUGGACUAGACAUGGCCAAGGCCAACAUGCCAGGGACAAUUUCACGACAUCACUUCAUUACCAUGACAUUUGUUUACUGGUGUACCACUGUCAGUAGCUUUAAGUUUGCUAUUUAUGAAUCUGUAUGGUGUAUCAUUAGAACUGUGUUUUAAACUCAUUUUGAAGUCACUAUAUAAAUGGCAACUACUGCCUUUGGCAACAUUUCUCGUCUUGACAAGUAUGUAAAUACAUUGAAAAAUGCUUGAACUUUUUUUGAAUGUGAAUUUAGUAGUGAUCUUUUGAUGCAGCAAGUAUUUAGGAACCACUAUCCAUUUAAGAGCUGUUUGUACUCCGAUUUUAUUAUUUUUAAACAAGUGCUGUAGAGCUCAUGAUGGCAUGAUAGAAUAGCCUUUUAUAAAAAGCUAUUGAUGGUU
Messenger RNA from Amblyraja radiata (thorny skate), 3577 nucleotides. RefSeq names its product M-phase phosphoprotein 8 (gene mphosph8). NCBI's taxonomy places the organism in Eukaryota, Metazoa, Chordata, Chondrichthyes, Rajiformes, Rajidae. The record is from RefSeq and is a predicted model, not a curated record. Gene Ontology annotation, molecular function: protein binding. Bases 57 to 2672 code for a protein of 871 amino acids. The transcript is spliced from 14 exons.